Messenger RNA from Rhizoctonia solani, 1209 nucleotides. RefSeq lists its product as uncharacterized. The transcript is spliced from 2 exons. The coding region runs from base 1 to 1209 and encodes 402 amino acids. NCBI's taxonomy places the organism in Eukaryota, Fungi, Basidiomycota, Agaricomycetes, Cantharellales, Ceratobasidiaceae. The record is from RefSeq and is a predicted model, not a curated record.
AUGUCACAACAUGGUGCGCCUGGAGCAGCGGUGCAAAAGAAAUCGCGGCGACCGGUGUUGUCUCCGCACGUUGCCCAUGCCCACGCCUUUGCCGCCGUGCCAUCCCCCGGCGGGCCCAAAUCUGCCAGUUCGUCAUAUUUCCCGCUCCCUAACCCCCCCGCUCCUCUGCGGGCCUUUGCACUUGCCCAAAGUGACACCAGCCAUGGCGCAGAACCCAGCACGGCUUCCUAUCCCAACAGCACCAGCAAUCCAUCUGCCCACAGCAGGCGAGAAAAGCCCAAGGAGAACAGGAAUGCGUCGUGUAGCUCGCGCGGACAGGCCGACAGACCGUGCAAGUCGCCCUCUGCCCCUUCGCCCUCGCCAUCCCACUAUCAGUUUGCAUCCGCCGCUCCCUUUUCGGUCUCUACUCCCAACCGGAGCUCUGCCCUCUCGUCCUCGAGCAGCGCAUCGAUACGUUCGGCCCUGAGUAUUGCAGAGAUAGACUGGUGCGUUCAAUUCGUAUCAUCACAUAUGCAUUCCAAAUCCCUCAUUUUGAUCGACAAUACUGGGUCGCGGUCCUCUGCGUACUCGGCUACCCGAUCCAACUCGUCCUCGUUAUCUCGUGCACCAAGCGAUGCGGGCGGAGGAUCGGCGUCCUUAUCGGAACUGGGUCUGAGCUCAAACGAAGAGGGCGAGAGAUGGGUGAGCGACGAGGCCGAGAGAGAGCGGCAGCGGGAAGGGCGGAGAGCGUUUAUGAAGGCCAGGCAGAACCUCAGGGACGAGGCCAGGCGCAGGAGACGGGAGAGCAAGGGCGAGUCGGUCGAUGUUUCGCACGCUGCGACAUGGCGCGAGGUCAUAGGCACCAGCACGACCAUGCCGCUCAGGGGCAUCCCCGAGUCCCGUGCCAGUUCCAGUCAUGGCCAUUCGGCUGCUGGCAGUCCUCGUGCUUCCCAGAUGGCGAGACGCUUUCCGGCCCCGCUCACCGACAUGCUUGGGAUGUCGUCGCCCCCGCCUUCGGGCCCGGGUCCCCCAUCUGGAUCAGAUGUUCCUGUCGAUACACUUGCCGACGCUCUGUCCGAGCCGAUGAAUCUUUCCGGCACGCCUCCGGAAGAGCAAAAGAGCGACCAGGACUCCACCCCUGAUGGAAUUCCUACCUUGAACCGUUUCGAUUCGGACAACACGGCCGUUGGGCUCCCUGCCGUUCCUCAAGUUGAUACCCAGCCGUUAUGA